CAGAACCAUAACUAAGAGUUUGGCAGUAUGCAACGAAACCGAACUGCCUUUCGUCAGGAAGGACCCCCCGGCUAUCAUCCAAAUGGAGCUCUUUAACAAAUCUAACAAAGUACUGAUCAGGGGUAGCAUGAGGUGUGUCAGAGACAUCAAAAACGCUCAGGUCAAAGCCGAAGCAUAUCUCUGGAGUAGAGGCAAGUGGAUGCCCCACAUUACCUUCCCAGGACUUUCGUGUGACAACGCGUUAAUAAGGACUAUUAUAACAGCAGCUACUAACGUCCGCGUGUCCGCUGAUGACUGCACUUUGAUGAAGGGUUACUACAAUACUUCUGGCAUGGAAGUCAACUGGAUCGAGCAUAUGUGGGCACAGGAGAGGGUCUACGGAAAUGUGCUUUGGAAAGUCGUCCUGUACACUCCUAAGAACACCCUCGCUUGCUACAUGGUGGAGGCAGAAGUGAAACCACUGAAGCAUUAGUUACUUUACGUUAAAGUAUUAUGUGGCAGACACAUAAUAUAAUUGCUGUACGGCUCUGGAACGGC
Messenger RNA from Ostrinia nubilalis (European corn borer), 537 nucleotides. RefSeq lists its product as uncharacterized. Bases 83 to 472 code for a protein of 129 amino acids. Lineage: Eukaryota; Metazoa; Arthropoda; Insecta; Lepidoptera; Crambidae. The transcript has 3 exons. The record is from RefSeq and is a predicted model, not a curated record.